UUCCUCCAAAAUGCGGUUAUAUCAUUCUACCUCUACACGAAUUUGAUAAAUCGAUUUCAUCGACUCUCUUCUCUUCCUUGAAUGAGCAGAAGUGUGCCAAAAUUCAUUGUCUUCGUAGUGAGCUUGUAGAGGAUUCAAAAUGGCAAUUUGGGAGAAGUUCGCCAGAUCUUUCGGAUCCUACUAUUCAAUUUUUAUAACGUGUUUGGUGCAUCAAGUCUACUUCAACAUCUGUCUCAGUGCAGCAUGGCCUUCCCCAGUUCUAACCAAACUUAGCGGAAUGGAAGAUAACCCUCUGGGAAGACUGAUAACAGCUGAAGAAAGUGACCUUAUUGGUUCUCUUUUCUACAUAGGGGCCUCGAUAGGACCUUUAUUGAUUAUAGUGAUAGUAGAAAAACUAGGGAGGAAAGAUGUACUUAUUGGCUUAUCUCUCAUCAUUCCAUUAUCUUACAUAAUCCUCACGUUUACAGAAAACGUUCACAUGUACUAUUUCUGUAGAACCUUACUAGGUUUUUACAGUGGUGCCGCUUUGAGCAUACAACCAGUUUAUCUCACAGAAAUCCUGGCACCCAGCGAAAGAGAAUUUUUAAUGUCCCUAGUGACUAUCUUCAAUUUUCUCGGAAUACUGUACGCCUAUGCCAUUGGACCAUUCAUACCAAUCUUCUGGUUCAACCUUUCCAUCGUUGUCCUCUCCAUACUAGUCUUCAUCUUACAACUAGUGGGUUGCCCAGAAAGUCCCUAUCACAUCAUGAAAACCAAGGGUUUGGACAGCACCAGAACAGUCUUGAAGACGCUGAGAAACAAAACGGAUGUUGAAAUUGAGCUCCAAGAGAUACAGACCAUAGUCACUACGGAAGUGAAGAAGUCCUACAGCGAAAUAUUUAAAUCCAAGGACAACUGGAAAGCUCUACUCAUAGGAACAGCUCCACUGGUCAUCCAACAGUGCUCUGGAAUGCCAGUUCUCGUUACGUACAGCCAACUGAUCUUCAACAAGACCAAUCUCUCCAUCAGUUCCGAGAUAUGUUCCAUCAUCGUGGUUAUUUUGCAGCUUUCCACUACCUUCCUCACUCCUACCUUCAUGAAAUGUAAUACCUUCACCAGGAAAGCUUUGCUGAUCAUGUGUCUAACCUUCCUGGCCCUUAGCAACCUAGUUUUAGCUUUGUACUUCUUCUACGGCAUGGGGACGCCUUGGUUGAACUGGGUUCCUCUGGUAGGUCUCAUUGCCUACGUCGUGUCUUAUAACUGUGGGAUAGACCCCAUACCAUGGAUGAUUAUAGGGGAGAUAUAUCCGAUGAGUAUCAGUGCAGCUGGAUCAGCUAUCUCGUCAAGCUUAUUCUUUGGUUCCAUCUUUCCAGUCCUGUAUUCUUUCAAAAAGGUCGAUAUCGGGUAUUUGUUCUUGAUAUCUUUCACCGACUGUAUUAUUGGUAUACUUUUCUUCGCCUUUGUUUACGUGAAGGUCAAGAAAAGCUACAGACAGAGUCAAAAUUUGCUGAAAUGAUUGAUGAAUAUAAUUUUUAUAGUUGUGAUGAAAAUGAGAUUAAAAUUUUGUCUCUUGUGCUGUGCAAAUUUCAACCCAAAUAUAUCACUGAAAAUUUAAAAUAUCUCCCGAGAAUUUUCAAAUAUUUUUGAAUAUUUGUGGAUGUUGUUUCCAGAAACCAAAAAAAAAAAACUGCAGGAUGAUUUGAAUCGAAUAAUGAGACAACAUGAUCACCUUUUUAUUGCAAACUCGUUUUUGGUUGAUAUUGCUAUUUAUUUCCUUCGAUAUAUUUGGUUUGUUACCCACUGUUGUGAUUUUCUUUGAAUAUAUUUUAUUGCUUGUU
Molecule: messenger RNA, 1817 nt
Organism: Coccinella septempunctata (seven-spotted ladybird)
Lineage: Eukaryota; Metazoa; Arthropoda; Insecta; Coleoptera; Coccinellidae
Product: facilitated trehalose transporter Tret1-like
Exons: 2
Coding region: 140-1495 (451 amino acids)
Biological process (GO): transmembrane transport
Cellular component (GO): membrane
Molecular function (GO): transmembrane transporter activity
Source: RefSeq, a predicted model, not a curated record